AUGUUCAGAAGUAUUAUCCCAACCACGGUUGGCCUUAACAAUUCAAAGUACGUCCAUGCGAAUAUAGAUGAGGAAUACGAAUUAUUCGAAUCCAACGACAGCGAGGUGAAGGAAAGAAACAAAACAAAUGAUGAAGCUACGUCGCCAAAACAUAUUCUAAGUGCGUCCAACUCAUACAACAUAAAACUGAACCACCUGGAGAAUUGCAAAACGCCAGAAGAACUAGCUUUGAAAAUCUUAAAAUCACAAAAUUUUCAAAAUAAAAGAAAAUAUACAAAUGAAAAUCUUGUACUGUGUGAAAAAAAAAAAAAAACAAAUACACACGUAAAUAAUGAACAAUUCAUUUAUUCCACAUAUGGAUGUCCUCAUGGAAGAUAUUCCUCGUCAUCAUCAUUAGGAAGACAAACUACACAGACCUCCAAUUUAAACAACUUCAGUUUUUAUAAAGCCCCCCCUGAUGGUUAUAUGUACAAUCGUGGGAGUUACUCCUCUGAGAGGAGAUUAGACAGGGAUAUGCUUCCACUAAGGAACUCUUCCAACUACCACGGUUAUGUGGACAAAUAUAAACGAUUAAGUGGCACGUAUGGGAGCCAGCAAACAGGGUUCUCCAACAUCCAAUGGUGUCACAACAGAUGCGAAGAAAUGGCGAGUGCACCUCCCUUCCUUAGUACUUGCAACCAUAUCGACCAAAGGGUAAUAAACGAAAUGGACAAAAUGAAAGUAGCCUGUAAGUACCAAUUUAGCACAUUGAACAAGUUCGAUAAAAUUGGUAUAUCCCCUGGUAGGAGCAACAUCUUUGCUGAACCCCCCCACUGGGUGUCAAAGGGAAUAGGAGAAGCAUACACCGGAGGGGCUCAUAAGGAAGGAGCUCAUUAUAACGCCAUUGAUGUGGAGGCGGUCUAUGACCACCUGUCCAGUUAUAACCCGCCAAAAGUAGAGCCGACUGAUGAGGAACCCAUAAAAAAGCCCCCAUCCGAUGACGCAGCAUUGCAGCGUUUCCCCCACUCACCGCCUACGAAGGAUGUACAGGCAGAAGGAACACACACGUAUGGAGAUCCCCCAGAUGGUACAACUCUUCAUGUCAAAGGAGAAGGCGAUAAACAGGAUAAUCCAGUUAGCAUAUUAGCAAACGCAAAGGAAGGGGAUGAACAUGAGGAUCCAUCACAGGAAGGAAUAUGCAUUCCAGAUAUGCCUAAACAGAAGAGCGUAGAAAAAAAAGCUGAAGCAAUAAGCCAAUGGAGGGAAUCCGCACAGAUAGAGGGCACAGCACAAAGUCAAAACACGUUGGGCACAAUGGAUGACAUGCAGAUAAAGGAGGUGGAAGCGAAAUGGGUAGAGCUAGCACGUGGCGAAAGUGAGCAGCUGUUGGAAGGAGACAUAAUUGCCGACGUAGAAGAGGGUGCAGGAGCAGACGCGGAGGGAGAAUUGCCUCGAUUAAAUGACCCAAACGAGAACGCCAACAAAGGUAUCGAAUACGACAUGGAGAAAAGCAACGACAGGGUGGUGACCCAUUAUUGUGACGCUUCUAUCCAACCCAUAGACAAUAACAGAAGGUGGGUCCAGCUCGAGCAACACAUGGACUCCUUCCUAAGUAUCAACUCGAGUGACAUAAACAGAAAUAAAAAAAUGAAACGAAUAGUGACCUCCCUAGAAGGAUGCCUCAAAAAUGAUAAGCACAUUGUUUACGAUGAAGGAAGCAAGGUCGAACUCGUGUUGGAAAAAAUUUUUGCAAAUGUGAAGGAAUUUCUCAGCAAGGAGAUCUGUUACAGAAGGGGUCGGAAAAGAGACAUGGAGUUGUCUCUUUCAGGGGAAAGGACAGAAGAAAGUAGACAUGCCCAUGGGAGCGGCACCUACAGUAACGUGGAGGACCAGAACGGCACGGAGGACGAACGGGACGAAGUUUCCCAAAGCGGAAGUGACACCCACAACCGCGUUGACGAGGAGGAUGAGACACUCCGCGCGGGAGAAGGUGCGCAUAGAAGUAGAAGCAAGGGCAGUAGUAAGGAUGCCACAAAGAAUGCACCACAAAAUGGCCCAAAGAAGGACGGGAAAAAGGAUGUGAAAAAAGAUGGGAAAAAGGACGGGAAAAAGCGCGGUCCGAACAAUUCGCGAAGCGCCAAGCAACCAAACGAAGCAGUCAUGACAGACCUCAUAUACGGACACUACAACAUCUUGUUGUAUCUAAUUCUGCUCAAGUUCGAGUGCUUCAAAAAAUAUGUAGACACAGAGGAAAUAAAUGAACAGGUCCUAAUCAACCUAAAGAUCAAUUUUAAAAAUGUUAUCCUAAAGUUAUGUCAAUGUGAAAUAAAAAAUCGAGUCAUUCAGUUCUACCAUGUACAUGAGACCUACCUAGUACAGCUAAACUGGGUUUAUGAAAAGUGCCUCCUUUACCUUUCCGACCUUUAUAUGUACAUAGAAGAGUAUGAUACUGUCCUGGUGAACCUUCUGGACCUUUGCACCCUCACACUCCAAACCAAUUACAAUGUACAAAAUAUUAUUUUGAACUCCUCUAAUUUGUUACUAAGACUUUUUAGAAACCAGAAUCGAAAAAAAAUGAAGAAAUAUGUCCUGGAUGAUAUUUUGUCUAAUAUAAAUAAUGUCAAUUUUAGGUACAACAAAUUGACCUUCCGAAAUAGCCAAGUGAAUUCCACCUACAUACACCUGAUUACUUUUCUGCUUAUUAAAAUUGCAGAGUCCUUUUCGCACUAUGAGGGUGAUUUAAAGAGGAAAUAUAUUCUGGACCAGCAGCGGGGAGGAGGAAGCAAGGGCACACCGGCGACGAGCACUAUUCACAACCGUUUCGACAGUGAGACGGACAACGAUGAUGAAGAUGAUGAUGAGUACUAUGUGGGGAAGUGCUCCAAAGAAACGUGCAACGGAAGGAGACGUAAUCGCAGCAGACACAAUGGAGGCAAACGCAAUACUGGAAACGCCCCCGGAAAGAAGGACGCUGCACAGUCUGACCAAUCGCGCAGUCUAAGCAUCUUCACAAGCGAAGACGAAGACAACAGCACCUGCAGUGGGGAACCCACAAAAAACAGUCACACAAAAGGAGGAAAGAAAAAAUGCACCACUGGUAGGCAACCCCCCAGGAAGUACCAAAUAAAUACAAAAAAGGAAAAACCAAAAUACUCACUAAGGAAAAAAACAACAACAAGGAGUUACCUAUACCAUUAUGACUAUGCGAGUACCACACAUGAAUAUGAAUCGGAGGAGAAGAACGACAAAAAAAGAGAAACAAAUAUCAAUAAUAAUAAAAAAAAAAAAAAAAAAAAAAAAACAUUUUAA
This is a messenger RNA of Plasmodium fragile, 3288 nucleotides long. RefSeq lists its product as uncharacterized. The record is from RefSeq and is a predicted model, not a curated record. Bases 1 to 3288 code for a protein of 1095 amino acids. The transcript has a single exon. Lineage: Eukaryota; Apicomplexa; Aconoidasida; Haemosporida; Plasmodiidae.